Molecule: messenger RNA, 980 nt
Organism: Rosa rugosa (rugosa rose)
Lineage: Eukaryota; Viridiplantae; Streptophyta; Magnoliopsida; Rosales; Rosaceae
Product: agamous-like MADS-box protein AGL19
Exons: 1
Coding region: 212-943 (243 amino acids)
Biological process (GO): regulation of transcription by RNA polymerase II
Molecular function (GO): DNA-binding transcription factor activity, RNA polymerase II-specific; protein dimerization activity; RNA polymerase II cis-regulatory region sequence-specific DNA binding
Source: RefSeq, a predicted model, not a curated record
CUCAUACCAGAUUUGAUCUUAUCCUUAUUUACCGCUGAAGUAAUCCAUUUCCUAGUUCUUGUCGUACUUGUACUUUAUUUCCCUCAUUAGGUGCUAUGGCCAUCUCUAUAUAAUUGAGCAGCAUAUUUUACGAUUCAGUCUUACUAAUACACACAAACCCAACCCUAGCUAACCUGUUUGCUAGCUUUUCCCAAAGAACACAGAGACAAGAAUGCCAAAGACUGCAAACCCGGGGAGGAGACAUGCCACCUUGCUCAAGAAGGCCAAUGAGUUAUCUAUUCUAUGUGAUGCAGAGGUCGCCGUCAUCGCUUUUUCACCUGAUGGAGAACUCCAUGAAUACUCGAGCACAAGCAUGGAACACACUCUUGAAAGAUACAAGAACAGGACUGGCCUCGUCCUCCCAAGCAGGGUCGAGUCUCCGGCGCCAGAAGAGCACCGCCAUGAACCUGCAAAGCAGGAACUGCAGGAAAGACAUAAAGCACUACGAUUGGAGAAAUUGCGGAGAAUGGGAAAGGAGUUGGAUGGCCUGAGUUCGGAAGCGCUGUCUACGCUUUUGGAACAACAAACUAAAGGGUUAUUAGCUGUUCAGAGCAAGAAAGUGGAACUGCUUGAGGAGAAGUUGCAGAUAUCUAGGUCGAGAGAAGAGCAGGCUAUGCAUGAGAAUGAACUGCUUGAGGAGAAGUUGCUGAGAUCUAGAUCAAGAGAAGAGCAGACUAUGCACGAGAAUGAGAGUCUGCGCAGAAGGAUCAGGGGGUUCAUGAUGAGGCAAAACUACAAGCGACACAUCCUUCCAUGCCAUCCAGCCAAUUAUUUGGAUAGAAAUUAUGGAAAUAGGAUGGGUUUCUGCACAAGCUCAAGAGCUGCUGUUUCUGUUUCCAACUAUCCAUCGGAGGGAACCGAUGACCAUUUAGACAUGACCACUUUGCGGUUGUGGCCGUCAUAGCAACUAAUAUGUAUCAUUGUUAUGAUGUAGUUUCUGU